Messenger RNA from Closterium sp. Naga37s-1, 4233 nucleotides. The record is from the annotation of a GenBank genome assembly. Lineage: Eukaryota; Viridiplantae; Streptophyta; Zygnematophyceae; Desmidiales; Closteriaceae.
AUGCAUCAUAAUACUAAUAUAAUAAUAUCAUCUGUUUCACCCAGCAUGUCCGCCCUUUCCCCCAAGCGGUGGCGCGUGGGGGAGAGGGUGGAGGUCUCCCGCCAGGGAGAACGCCUUCAGGGGACGACUUUUGAGGCGCCUCAAAGGUGGCGCGUGGGGGAGAGGAUGGAGGUUUCCCGCCAGGGGGCGGGCCUUCAGGGGGGAUGGUUCACCGCCGUGCUGCUGGCAGUAGACAGAGGCACGCAGUGGGGUUCAGUGCGGUACGAGGAGAUGAUGGAGGCGGACGUGGUGACCAGACUGAGUGAACACGUCAGCCUGGAUCAGAUCCGCCCCGUGCCACCUGGCAUGGAGGGAGACGACCCUGCCACGUGGGACAAGGGCCGUGCGGUGGAGGCUUGGCACAACAAUGCCUGGUGGAUCGGCACGAUCCUUGGCCGAACCACGCCCGAACCUGACUCUCCAGGUGCCGCGCCUGGUGCUAGGCUCGCUAUGGCAACUGCUGCAGUGGCAGCUGGUGAUGCAUGCGCAGUCGGAGGUGAUGGAAAAGGGGUUUCAGGGGACGAGGCUCAGGAGGGGAACGAUGUCCUAAUGGGGGGUGAAGCGACGAUCUGUGAGGCGCCUCAAAAGGCAUCAGGGGCCGAGGCUCAGGGGGGGGAUGAGGUUUUAAUGGGGGAACGAGCGGGAACAGGCAGGGCGCAAGAGGAAGGAGACGAGAUGGCAGCAGCAACAGCAGCAGCAGAAGCAGAUUCAGAAGGCCAGGGUGUCGUGAAGACACAGGCUGGUGCUCUUGAGGAGAAGAAAGGUCACGGGGAGCAGAUUCUAUCGCAUGGGCAGGUGACAGAAGGAGAGGGAGCUGUUAUUGAAGGGCGGGCAGGCUCUGGUUUGAAGACACAGACUGCUGCUCUUAAGGAGAAGAAAGGUCACGGGGAGCAGCUGCAUCAGUUGCAAGGACGGGUGACAGUAGGAGAGUGUACCAUUAAUGAAGGAAUGGCGGGCUCCGUCAGUGUGGGUGAUGCUGGUGAUUGUAACGGGUGUGAGGGAGGAGUUGACCAAGGGGAUGUUGGGGAGAGGGAUGGUGGGGCAAAGAACGAAGUGAACGAGAAGGGUGGGGAGGAGCGUGGAGAGAAGGUCAGAGAGGAAAGUGGAGAUAUUGGAGGGAAGUUUUUGGGGAGUGAGAAGCGAGGAAAUGAGGAGGUCACUGGUCUAGCCACGAUACUUGGCCGCACAGCAGGCAUCUGUGCGCUUUCACUUCGUGCAGUGGGAGGGGAGGGGUUAACACAAGGAGUGGAAGAGAAGGGGCCGGGCCAAAGCGGGGACUCACAAACAGACGAAGUGGGUGAGCGUGAGUGCACGGCAGCAAAUUGCACCUGCCAGGAUGCUACGACUUGUCAAGUCAACCCUUGUCGGAUUGUUCCUAGCCAGAAAGACCCCUGUGAGGAUGCUAGUGCCUGUGAGGAUGACCCAUGGGACCUCAGUGGUGGUGCUGCUGGGAGGGAUGGUGCUACUUCUACUGCUGCUGUUGCAGUGGUUGUUUACAAGAGGAGGAAGAUGGCUCAGGGAUGGCUGGGAGCGAACAUGCAGAUACACAAGGGGAUGCUUGAGUGUGGCAUGCAAAGCAAGGGAGGCUUGAGUGAUAGUCAGGCUCCGGUGGUGAAUCAGGUGGGGAGAGGAGAGGUGGAGGAGAAGGAGGAGGGGGCUGGCAGUGGUGGUGGUAAGAUAUCAGGGAGUGGGGCUGAUAAGAGUGCGAUUGGUGGGAAGGCGAGGAAGAGGGAGGGGCUUGCGAGGCAGUGUAAGCGAACGAGAGGUGGAGGAGGAGAAAGAGGAGAAGUGGAAGAGGAUGAAAAGGGAGAAGGAAGGAGAGGAGGAGCCCUCAAGUCCUCCACGCAUGCAGCAGGCACCAAUCCGCCUUCCACUCCUGAUGCAGCAUUGAAGUCACCUGCUCUGCUAGAUUCACCUGCUCUGUUGAAAACACCUGCUGUGCAUCACGCCACAUCUGCAGUACCACCGGGCACACCUGUGGACACAUGCAUCCUUGGCGCUCCAGACAUUGGGAAACCUGCCAUUGGUGUCCCUGCCACCCCUGCAGCGAUGCCUGCUACCCCCAUGGUGGUUGGGGAGAAGCUGCGGGGGCAGCAGUGCCAACUGCCAGGCCAAAUGGCGAAGGUGGCUUCUGAAGCGCUUCAAGACAGGCGAGGAGAAGGAGGGACAGUAGAUGGUGGGAGGAGCAGUGAGGAGGUGGAGGAGGUGGAGGAGGAGGAGGAGGUGGAGGAGGUGGGAGAGGAGGGGGUGGGGGAGGAGAUGGUAGUAACUCCUGCGAAUGCUGGUAACCACGUUGCCUCGUCAGCGCGGGUAACCAGCACUCCACCAGGGCAGCUGUUGUGCUCCGAGCAGCACAUAGGCGGAGUGAAGCGGCAGCGCUUCUUCGGCUCCUGGCACCGCCAGGGCCCUCUCUUCCAAGACACUCACACUCGCACAGGGAUAGAGGGCCUUGCCGUGCACCGGCAGAGUGCUCUCUUUCAAGACACUCACACUCACACAGAAAUAGAGGGCCUUUCAGUGCCAAGGAUAGUCCACCACGCCAGCUCGGGUGCUGCUGAGGUGAACGAGCAGGAUAGGCCGUCUACUGGAUCGCUCUAUAGAGAGGAUACAGUGGGUUUGGUGCAUGGGGAGGAGAGAGGGGGCAGGGGAUUGGAGGCUGUGGCAGAGGCAGCGUAUGGAGGGGUGUUGGAUGCGCUGUGGGUUCAGGGAGGUGGAGAUGGGAUAACAUGGGAUAAGGAGGUUCUGCUUACAGACCUGCGCAGGGCUUUAAGUAUUUCGAAUGACCAGCACUCCCGGCUGCUUGCUGCUCUGCUGUCGCGGAGUGAGGCGCGAGACGCUAGCUGCAAAGAUCCCCCACCGCCAUCGCCUAGCCCCACUCCAAGCACGGUGCGUGUGUCUGUUGGCCCGCCGUCGGCUUCUUCCACUCCCAAGCGAGCGCGAAAUGGGAAGUGGGCGCAGAGUACUCUGGUCGUCGGAGGCCGCCGUAUUCCACCGCCUGACAAUGACAAGCCGGCAGAUCCUCCACCGAAAGAAGCUGAGCAACCGGAGGAAGUUGAUAUCCCUGUGCGCGCGGAUACCGGCUCGCCCGCACUCACCAAGAUGCAGCUGCGAGAGCAGGUGUACCUUGAGGCGAGUAUUAACUACGAGACGAAGUGGUCGCAACACUUUUCCUGGCUGGUGUUUGGGAAGACCAAGGACGGUUUUCCAUACGUGAAGUGCUCCAUCUGCAUGUCGUACGCGAAGGGGAACACGAGGUACGCCAUGCAAGGUGACGACGGUGGCCGUGACUUGCAGACGCAGUCUUUCAGGGCGCACGAGCAUACGGACGCACACAAGGCGGCGGUGGAUCGGCAGUUGAAGCUUGCGGCGGGCAUCCGCGAGGGCCAGCAGGCGAUUUUUGACUUCAUCAACUCCGACGUCGAGGGGCGGCGCGCGAUUCGUCUCAUGCGUGAGGCGUUGGCUGUGAAGGACGCCGCUGAGUCAAACGAGGACCUUGGCAUGGUCGACAAGGUGGCCUACGAGAUUGUGACGUGCUACAAGUUCCAGUUCUGUUUGUUUUUCCUGGCCGACAUUGUGGCCGACAUGAACGACCUCAACCGCUGCUUCCAGAGGCGUGAGCUGGAUGUGACUGAGAUUUCGAAGACUAUUGAGUCCACCACGGGUGACCUGACGGAGCGCUACUUGACGACAAACAAACCGUUCGGGGGCGAGGGGAAGAGCUGGAUGGUAAACUUCCUCAAGGUCCACAAGGAGGGUGGAGGCAAGCAGGUCCGGGUUCGAGGCGUGGACGGAGAGGGACGCCCAAUCAACCACCUCUACACCAUGCAUGAGAGGAAGCUGAAGGGCCACAAGCAGGGAAGCACCUACGCAGACUGCGUGAAGCUGUGCCGCCAAUUUGCCCGCGACUGCGUGGACAGCCUGAACGAACGGCUGGAUGACCUUGGGAAGCUGGGCCCGACGAAGCUGUUCCGGGCGGGGAAGUGGCCGAAGAUCAAGGCCCAGCGAGAGGAGAAGUGCAAGGAGUGGCUGCACGGAUGCAGCAGGCUCUUCCGCCACAAGCUGCCGGGAUUCGACCUCAAAGCAGCAGAGAGGGAGCUCCCGACAUUCUGCGCGAUCAUGGAGUCACACCAUGAGAUGGAGAGCUUCGCCCAGGGCCUUAACAACUUUCUUGGGAGCGUAGACUCAAAGAGGUAG